GUAGUGCUGCGCGGGUCACGUGACAAUGGGCAGUCCUGCCAUCAAAACAAACAACGCACUGCAGAUGAGUUUAUUGGGCUUCGCUGCUUGGUUGUAGUUCAGGUCGUUUAGCUUCUGUCAUUGAUCAGAAAGUGAACUGUAGAUUUAAUAUCCCUCAUCAAGAGCUCUGCUUUUACUCGAAUGGAACAUGUCCAUGACAUCAGAUGCAUGUUAUUUUGGGCUGCUGGAAGGGCAAGAGGAGGACAUUAAGCCUCAGGCAGCAGUAACCAGGCGGAACCUGUUUGGCCCAGUGGACCACCAACAGUUGCAGCAAGACUUCCAGAGGCAUUUCUGCAUGAAUGUUGAGAUCGCCAAACAGCGCUGGAACUUUGACUUUCAGAGGGACCAGCCAGUCCCCGGCUGCAUUGAGUGGGAGGAGCUGCAGUGCCAGGAUGUGCCAGUGUUCUACCAUAGCUGUGUGGUCAGGCCCAGUAUGGCAAUGCAGACAACAGUGGAAGCUUGUUCAUCUCCAGCUAUGGCCACAGAGAAAUAUCUAGAGCUGCGGACCAGAGGAACUUUGAAGGGAACCAAGUCAGAGAAGAGAAUGGCUGCAUUGCUGGGGGUCAAACGCAGACAAGCAAACAUCACAGACUUUUUCAGAGUGACAAAAAGAAGGUUUCCUGAUCACAAAACUUCAUCAGGACAGUAAACAGACAUUUGACCUUUUUGUAUAAAUGUACAUACACUAUCGGCACAUGUAGCUGUUCUAACUGACCAGCAAAGGCUUAAUUGGAUGUAUAUACUGUACAUACACACACACAGAUACAUAUUAUAUACACAAAUGUGUAUGUAUAUAUUUCAAUAAACACCGUGCCUAUUUAA
Messenger RNA from Cyprinus carpio (common carp), 861 nucleotides. Its product is annotated as cyclin-dependent kinase inhibitor 1B-like. Gene Ontology annotation, cellular component: nucleus. NCBI's taxonomy places the organism in Eukaryota, Metazoa, Chordata, Actinopteri, Cypriniformes, Cyprinidae. The record is from RefSeq and is a predicted model, not a curated record. Gene Ontology annotation, molecular function: cyclin-dependent protein serine/threonine kinase inhibitor activity. Gene Ontology annotation, biological process: regulation of mitotic cell cycle; signal transduction by p53 class mediator.